AUGAAUUCUAAUAAUCAUUAUUCAUCAUUUAUUGAACAUUCAUUUCGUCGACUUUCUCUUCUAAUUCAUCAACAAGAUAUUCUCAAUAGUACUAAUUCAAUUUCUACUAAUAAGACAACUGAACAAUCCUACAAUACAUCAUCAUUAGUAAAUAACAAGAAAAAUAAUCUUAGUAAUAAUGAUAUAUUAUUAUUUUCACCAAAACUCCAAUCGAAACAACAAACAAUUGAUGAUAAAUCAACUAACUCAAUCGAAACAAUGGGAAAUAUCGAGCCAAUAGCAGCAAGAAGAAAUCGUGUUUUUAUGCGUCCACCUAAAAGUCGAACAAUUAUUUCAUGUCAUUCAUCAUCAUCAGCAUCAUCACCACAAUAUUCUGAUCGAUUAGAAAAUUCUUUUAAUCAUUCAUUAAAUUCUUCAUGUUCACCUUGUUUAAUACAAAGAAAAUCAAAUGAAUUACCAAUUCAUGUGCCUUGUGAAAGAAGUUUAUAUGAUAUUAAAUUUGAAAGAGAUCGUCAAAAUGAUGUACGUGAAAAAUACAAUAUUCCUCCACCAUUUCAACGAAAAUGGUUACGACAACCUCGUUAUAUACCUCAGGAACGACCUAAUUUUGGUCAAAUUCAACAGUCACAAAAUUAG
Rotaria sordida is the source of this 636-nucleotide messenger RNA. The record is from the annotation of a GenBank genome assembly. NCBI's taxonomy places the organism in Eukaryota, Metazoa, Rotifera, Eurotatoria, Philodinida, Philodinidae.